AUAUUAUUUAAUUUAUGACUCUUUUCCUAUAAAUUUAUACCUUCUUCUUUCAUACAUGAGUACAGGCUCAAUAUAAUCUACGAUGAGCUCGAUCCAUUGGACUCAUGCCAUUCGGCUAACUAAGCCCUUUGGUCUCCUGCCAACGAGUAAAGCUCAACUACGACCAACAUAUUAUAAUCGAGUUUCGCUCUAUUCGUUCAAACAUCAACCAGGUGUGAGGUCGUUUCAUUUUCAACCAGUCGCUGCAAGUGUGAUACAAACAGCUGAGGAUGCCAUACUCGCUUUCCACGGUCUUACACACAUACCAUGGUUCCUAUCAAUUCCUAUCGUGGCAGUCGGAAUCAGCCUCGCUUUUAGGGUUCCUUUCAAUGUCUAUAUACACAGGAUCAACUACCGCCGAGCCAGAUUCACCCCGGUUCUUAUGGGAUGGACUGGGCGUAUCGCACGGGAUUUGAGGCGAGAAAGGGUUAAACCAUCGCAUGAGCGUAAGGAGACAUUAGCAAGGCAUAAAAAGUUAGCAAAAAGGAUAUACCGCACGGUCGGUUUACAAGACUGGAAACUAUAUUCCAACAUCCUCGGUCUACCUUUCUGGCUCUUAGGUGUCGAGAGUGUUAGAUGGAUUUGUGGCGGUCCGAGAGGACUUCUAGGGCAUCUGAUUCUGGGCAGGGCCGAAGAUGAUGCUACGGCUUCAAAUACACCAGGCGAUGUAGAAGCUGCUAUAUCUCCCUUAGAUGUUACAACCGCAGCUGCUGACCAGGCUGCUACGGCAGCCGAGCACAUAAAGAAUCUACCAGACCCGAGCAUCGCAUUCGAAGGCUGUCUAUGGUUUCCCGACCUGUCCGUUCCCGACCCAUAUCACAUUCUCCCCGUGGCGCUUUCAUCUUUGCUGGUUUGGAACAUGCUUCCUAAAUCCCAAGCGGGGCUGCGACAGCUAGCUGGGCUCAACCCUGAAGAUAAGUUUAUAGUUGAGACCCCGGCGAUAACGAGGCAACGCAGGUUACGUCGAAUUCUCAUCGUCCUAUGCUCACUCAUAGGACCUAUGACCGCAGACCUUCCGGCGGCUCUUCACCUUUACUGGUUAUCGACUGCCGGCACGCAAACAAUUACAAGCAAAGUCUUGGCAAAGUUUAUGCCGAUCGACACGAAAGUUGUUCCAAGGGCUCUGGGUGUUGAAACUGCUGUCAUCCGACCAAGAAGAGUUGAAAAAGAAGUAAAAGCUGCAGAUUAACCAGGCAUUGGUUGUGAAAAAAAAAAAGCCAAUUCAUACAAUCAGCGGGUAAUGUGUUUGUAAUUACCUAAGACUAUAUGAAAGAGUCCCGUGUCUUGGGAGUCCAAGUGUUGGUUGACGCCAAAUAUAGAUAACUACAAAUACCGAAGCUAUAUUCGUAAAUAAUAUGGUUACAUGUAACCCGUGAACCGCAAAGGAGGGAAUAGAAACCUCUAAGUUACCCCAAGAGAUGGCAGACUCUUAUCAGCCAUCGUCAACACAGCCCUGAUACAACUAAGUAAUAAGAAAUUGGAAUUGGCCCAGGCUAACUCCGAAACGCCUCCAGAUAUCGCUCAUACA
Daldinia caldariorum is the source of this 1567-nucleotide messenger RNA. RefSeq lists its product as uncharacterized. The coding region runs from base 83 to 1228 and encodes 381 amino acids. The record is from RefSeq and is a predicted model, not a curated record. Gene Ontology annotation, cellular component: mitochondrial inner membrane. Lineage: Eukaryota; Fungi; Ascomycota; Sordariomycetes; Xylariales; Hypoxylaceae. Gene Ontology annotation, molecular function: membrane insertase activity. Gene Ontology annotation, biological process: mitochondrial respiratory chain complex IV assembly; protein insertion into mitochondrial inner membrane from matrix. The transcript has a single exon.